Molecule: messenger RNA, 5596 nt
Organism: Miniopterus natalensis
Lineage: Eukaryota; Metazoa; Chordata; Mammalia; Chiroptera; Miniopteridae
Gene: YPEL2
Product: yippee like 2
Source: RefSeq, a predicted model, not a curated record
UCUGCAACUAAGGUUGAGAAAUUGCCGACCUAAUUGAUCUGAAGUCAGCCCAGUUCCCCGGGGCCCGCCAUACCCUUCCUGCAUGGUCUGCUCGCACUCCCAGAAACUGCUGAACUUGGAAUACUGCCAUCAGGCAGUGAGGCUAAAAUAAAAGUCUGGUCAUCCAAGCUGCUAGGACAGCUGACAGUAUUGUCAUUUGACUAAAGAAAAUGGAUCUAUUUCAGCUUUAUUCGGAGAAGAAACAGUCCAGUCACGGGAGGAGGAAUGCUAAAGAGGCUGGCUAUGCAGCUAUUGAGCUCUCGGCCACAGUGUGGGCCGGGCUGGCAGACGGGCUGCCCCGAGCCUCCGCAAACGUGGCCCUGCAGGUCAGUCCAUCAGUGUCGUCUGAAGACCUCUGUUGAGAGCCUGGGCCUUGGUGCCCGGCAGAACAAAGCAUCAAUCAGCUUACAAGUUGGCUGCUGAGAACCAGCCCGAGACCUCUGUUUGAGGGUCCUUCCUCUGAAGACGUCGCCAGUGUGUGGAGCCUGCCCCACACCCACCCCCUGCCAAACCACGGCCUUUACCUGUGUCUUCCGCUGUUUCCCCUGCGACCCGUCCUGUGGGAGUGCCUCGUGGGCUGCCCCGGAGUUCACCCCACGCUCAGCGGCGCCAAUGGUGAAGAUGACAAGGUCCAAGACUUUCCAGGCCUACCUGCCCUCCUGUCACAGGACCUACAGCUGCAUUCACUGCAGAGCCCACUUGGCCAAUCACGACGAACUCAUUUCCAAGUCGUUCCAAGGAAGUCAAGGACGAGCGUACCUCUUUAACUCAGUAGUUAACGUGGGCUGUGGGCCCGCAGAAGAGCGGGUGUUGUUAACAGGACUGCACGCGGUCGCAGACAUUUACUGUGAAAACUGCAAAACCACUCUGGGCUGGAAAUAUGAACAUGCCUUUGAAAGCAGCCAGAAAUAUAAAGAAGGCAAAUACAUCAUCGAGCUGGCACACAUGAUCAAGGACAAUGGCUGGGACUGAUCGGGAGCAGCCACCAGCCCCGUGUCCACGUGAACGCCAUCCAACUGACCAUUCUACCCAAGCGUGAGAGAGUGACUGAACACGUGGGUCCAUCCACGUGUGGGCCUUGCCCUCUGGGGCAUCCUCCCACCCCGACGCCGUCUUUCUGGUGACCGGCCUCUAAAUCGCUGUCUCUCUGUCUCUUUGCUUCGUAUCUGUUUGUGAGUGAUCCUGGCUUCUCUCUCUGUUCUAGUGUUGGCUGAAAACAAAACAGCAAAAGGAACAGAUGCCCGACCGCAUGGCGGCAGCCCACCUUGAUCAGGGCCCAGGGCCCAGGCUGAGCUGCCUGAUGGCUUCUUGUCAGGGGCGCGGUGCCCAGCACGGGGGUGUGAGCAGGAGGGAAAGGGGGGACCUGAGGGUUCCGGGGUGGGCAGGGACGGGAGGGUAGAGGUAGGGACAAAAUCGUGCUACUCCUGGAGACCUGGUAACUUAGGCUUGAAAUAACCAAGUUGUCUAAAAAGACAAAGAGGGGAAAAAAAAUACCUCAUGACCGCGUUCUCUCUGAUCAGAAGCUUCUGUCCCUGACACCAAAUGUGCCAGGUGAGCACGUGUGCAGCAGAGCGGCGCUAAUCCCAGCUGGCGGGGCAGAGGCCUGGUUCUCCUGGGCCAGGUCGGGGGUGUCUCGGUGGCAGUGAGUGACUCGGAGGAAAGCCCAGAUGGGUUUUGAUGACUCCAGAGCCCCACUGCUCCUCGGGGCCAUCCUCACUUCCUCUUCCUUCACGUAGGUGAGAGGAGGGGGACUACCCUUUGCAGUGGGUACAAAAUCCAAACAUCCCAAAGGCUUUGACCAGGAACCAAGUAAAGUCAGUAAUUGAGGAGAGCAGGGAACAAAGGGGGCUGCCGUUUGGGAGCUCCUGCAGAAAUGGCUCAGGUGUCGGGCCAGGAAAAACAAAACACCAAGUCAAGCUAGUUGGCAUUUCUGCCUGCCUGACCUUUUUCCUGACCCGCGAUAAGAGAAGAGCAUCCUGUCAAGGUAGGGGGUGGGGGCGGUGCUGGGACUAGCUUAGCUUUGAACCGUUACAGGUUCGGUGCGUCUUUCGUCUUUGGCAUGCGAUGGCUUCAGGGAGGUCAGCAAUUCUCUGUACAUAGAGUUUUGGGUGGUUUUCUCCCGUUCUCUCAUUGUAGAUUGUGGAAAACAAAGUCCCAAGGCUUUGAGCUUAGUGAUAGCUUGGCUGGUAGAUUCCUCAUGCCCCUAGCUGUUCUCCUUGGACUUGAACGUUUUGUGUGGAGAGAAAACCAGGGGUGGGGAGGGCUUAGAUUUGAUGUCAAAACGUCAAGUCACAAAUUUUAAUAUUACCCCACCCCUGCUCCUCACCUCCCGAUCCAAAGCUCAUUAUAUUCGGGGGAGUGGGGAACAAAUCCCUCUGAGGCUCACGAGAGAGGGAGGAGCAUGUUACAUUUAAUCAACACUGUGAAGUCUGUUUUACAGCAAUUCAGCCAGUACACGGCGCAUGACGGAAACUCGCUUAGCUGAGUUCAUUUCAUGGCUUAGACUGAAAACAUUAUUGUUCAGAUGUGUGUAGGUUAUUCCGGUAAUGCUCAGUCUCUCAUUCUGAUCCUAUAGGACUGUUCACCUUAGACGUCACAAAAGAGUGUGUUCAUGGAGACAAGAGUCUAUCAGAUUGAUUCACCGAGAUCCAAGCAGCCAACCCAGGACAUUUUCAGAACUGAACCAAAUUCCCAUGGGGAAGGGGUCCUCGGUAGAAAUGCCUUUUUGUGUCUCUGCGUGCUGACUGCAGGACGGGGGACCCGAGAUGGGCAUGGCCCGCCCUGCCCGUGAAGGGCAGCGGGACGGAAGCAGGGUAGCUCCAGGCUCAGCAGUAGGUUGCCUCUGUAGACAGAAGGAGUCUUAGACAUUGGAUUUUGUUCCCAAAGGCUUCUUGCCCACAUCUUUCGGUGCUUUAGUAGCCCUGUUCUCCCCACAGUACUGCAGAGCAGACUGAAGUUCAGAAAAAGUCAUGCAUCUCUGCUCCCAGAGAAGUAGUUCCUCUGGCUCCCAGGCACUCCCAGGCCCAAGAUCUAAAAAAAUUUUAAAAAAAUUUUUAACUUUCACAUUCCUCAGCUGGCUUGCCAGUCAGAAAUCAUGGAUUCCCCUCCAGCCCCCUGAAGGUAGUAGCCUUCAGUUAUGGAUUUUGAUAGACCCCUUGCUCGGGGAAUGUCCUGGCUAUUGUUACUCCUUCCCAUCAAAAGAAAAUGGGGGCUUAAACAAGGGCAGGUGUUUUGUUUUUUAAAAGUAAAAAUAUGUGGCAACAUAGAAACCAGACAUGGGGUGCCCUAGAAUUUUCAGUGGGCAGAGGAGACUGAUGUGUCCCUUGUUCUUCCUUGGGGACAGGGCCUCUGACUUGCACGAAUCAGAGCAGAGGUCCAAUAAGACCCUGGUUUGGUUUGGUUUUUUCAGUUACUGUCCAUUGAGCAUCCAAUGGGUGGAUGACGCCAUACGUGGCGUGAGAGAUCUGAGUAAGGUUGGUUUUUCCAAACCUACAGAAAAAAAAACCCCAACUCAUUAGGCUUUCCCUUUGUGUCAAUGAAACCAAAAGUGCUUCUUAAAACUUCAGCUCCAUUCAUGGCUUGUCUGUCUAACGUCUGGUGGUAUCAGAGAGACCGCCGCUGAGCAAUGGAGAUGCAUUAACGCAUGGCCUCGGUCGGGUCAUUCUUUAAUUUUCCUCACCAAAUUAUUGACUCAGAGCAUAACCAAAGACCUCAUCCAUUCACCCCUGGUAGGUUCAGGGAAUUAGAGUUCGAUGCAGAACUUAGGUGGGGUUGAGGGAGUAAGGAGGGGAAAGGGAGGAGUGAGAAUGGAAAAUGCCUGGGGUUCCGCGCCUCAGCCAGCACUGCCUUCGAUUUCAGCUGAAGUCCAGCCGCAGACCCUCUGGUUCCAUCCGAGGUCAUGCGGCCUGUGGUGGCCCUGGGUUACACCCCACCCCACCCUCGAUGUUAGUCUCAGGCUGCUGAUGGGCGGAUUUGACUCCAAUCAAAUUCAGUUUUCUAAGGUCACAGGUUGCCUGCUGGGCCUGACUGAGCACCGCCCCGCCUCCUAGGACAGCAAGAUCAUGGGAACAGGAGAGAGGACAUCUUUACUGGUGGGUCAGUGUGUGAAAAAGAGGCAUCCCCUUUAUAAAAAGAUUUUCAAGUGGAUAUAUAUAAAAGAAACAGUUGCUUGUGAAUAUAUACUUUUGUAAAUAAUAUUUAAUUUUUUAAAUAAUAUAUUUGGUGCUGUUUUCUCAGAUUCCCUGAGAGCACUUUUUAUUUUCAUUUUUAAAUUUUAUGGUUUUCUCUGCAUUUCUUGAAGUAUAUUUUAAGGGAAACAGUGAUCACCGAUGUAUUUUUUUUUUUUAAAAAAAAAAAAAAGAUCUCUAGCACAUUAGUCUGGAGGCAGUGAAGUGGUGCCUCUCUGUAACCCCAAUGGAAUGGACUCUACAGUACACUUUAGCAGGUUGAGAAUCCAAAUUCUUUUCUUGCACCAGUAUUGGCUAGAAAAUAAAAGAAAUAUAAUCAAGUAAAUUUAGCAACAACUUAGAGUGAAACAAAUUGGAAUCAUGUUUGUGUGUACGAGUGCGUGUGUGUGUGUGUGUGUGUAAAGCACUUUGCCUUGUGCCUCAUGUUUUCUUUUUUAUUGGGGACACUAUACCUAUGGUUUACACCUUGGGCACAUAAGGAUUUUUCUUCUCUUUCAUUCGAGUGGACCAGCAGCACAACCCUCGAGGGCCUUGUUUUCCUGAGCGUGGAGCUGUUGCCGGUUUAUCCCUGUUUCUUUCUUUGUGUGCUCAACUUUUCCAGACUAUAAAGGAAAUCUGUUGUUUGCGGAGAUCAGGCGGAGUCAAAUCUGUGUUUCUGAGAUGUGAGUGAAUUCAUCACAGACCCCAGGGCUCCAGUCGUGGUAGAAGCCACAUGUUAAAACAUCAACUGGUUUGGGUUGAAAAUAAUGCAGUAUAAAAUAAUGCACACGCCUCGUUGGUAAACAGCUGUUUUUUUAAAGGUCAGAUCGCCUCAGGUUCAGGAAAAGGCUGGGAAACCAAAUCUUGAACACAAUCAACUUACAUGUUUUUUUAAAAGUCUGCCUCAAGUGAGAAAACGUGCUAAUGGUCUUAGUAGAGGAAAGAGAUGUUUUAAUUUUUUAAAUUAAAAUACAGACAUGAAAUCUGCCAGUCGCGAAUGGUAAAGCCAAGAAGCAGCAAGCUCUUCUCAUUUUACCAAAUUUUAUCUCCCAGAUGUCUUUGUAUAACAUUUCAGUGAGAGUGAGAGUUCCCUUUCCAACCUGCAGAGACUAUCUUUGAAUACAGAAUCUGUUUAUGCUUGUGUUUACAAACUAUUUGUUGGGUUUGGGUUUUGUUACUUUCUUUUGUUUAUAUUUUUGUUGUUGUUGUUGGCAUUUUUCAGGUCACUUUGCUUUAAUAACAAAGAUAAUUAUUUUCAAAAUAAUUUGUCUUCACCUUUUCCUAUAUUUGUACAUAGUGAUUCAGUAUUAGAGAAAAGUGCAUUGUUUCUGUCAUCUUUCCAAUCUGUGUUGGUGCUCAUUUGAGGAAAUAAAGUUUUCAAAUAUUAAUUA